This is a messenger RNA of Fundulus heteroclitus (mummichog), 2279 nucleotides long. RefSeq lists its product as uncharacterized. The transcript is spliced from 3 exons. NCBI's taxonomy places the organism in Eukaryota, Metazoa, Chordata, Actinopteri, Cyprinodontiformes, Fundulidae. Gene Ontology annotation, molecular function: nucleic acid binding. The record is from RefSeq and is a predicted model, not a curated record. The coding region runs from base 327 to 1481 and encodes 384 amino acids.
GGAAGGAAGGGAUGUUGGUGCAGCCAGUUUCAUUGACAGAGAUGUGAGUUGUGUGGAAGGGCAGGUAACAUAUACUGGUGGAAAUUGACGGAAUUAAGCGACCUUUUACGUGUCCGAGGGAUCCCUGAAGAUACCAUUUCAUUAAUGGAAGAGCAGAAGAUUGACUGUGAUGUCAUGCUGGUGGAUGAAAAAACUCUGGCAAAUGACAUCCUUUCCAAUGGACACCUAAUUGUCUUCUUCAAUUUCUGCUAAAGCAAACAACCAGUCUCAAAAAGAAGACAAGGACUUCUGCAGAACCUCUUGAAGUGAAAGUCACUCUUCCUGAAAUGUCAGAUUUAGAUGACCUAGUCAGCCUGUACUUCAGGCUUUCUUUCACUAACAAAGAAAUACUUGGAAUGUUAGCACACAGUCAUCAGACUAUAAUAAGUGUACGAACUCUAAAAAGAAUUUGUAAAAGACUUGGGCUGUUCAGACGGAAGAAUCAGUCAAACCUGGAAGAAGUGCUAGCUUUUGUCCAACAAGAAAUCAUGACCAAUGGACAGAUGCAAGGUUAUCGUUGGCUACAUCUUCGUGCAGUUCAAAAGGGAUUUGUGGUGUCACAAGACACUGUAAGAAGGAUAAUCAAACUGGUUGACCCACAAGGUGUGGAACUGAGGCGAGCUCGACGUUUAAGAAGACGCCAGUACCAAUGCAGAGGACCAAAUGCGCUUUGGCACAUGGAUGGCUACGAUAAACUAAAACCCUAUGGCAUUGCCAUCAGUGGCUGUAUAGAUGGCUUUAGUCGCUAUGUUUUAUGGAUGGAGGCUUAUACCACUAAUAAUGACCCUAAAUUGAUUUCAAGUUAUUUUCUGAAAACAGUUUCAGGUGUCAAUGGAUGUCCAGAGAGGAUACGUGCCGAUAGAGGCACAGAAAACAGUUCCGUUGAACAAAUGCAGAUUUUUCUGCGGAGAAACCACACAGACAAUUUUGCAGGGGAAAAAAGCUUCAUUUAUGGAAGAAGUACAGCCAACCAGCGUAUAGAAGGCUGGUGGGCUACCCUCCGCAAACAGAGUGCACAGUUUUGGAUGAACUUAUUUCAAACUUUUCAGGAUGAUGGCCACUUCACAGGAGAUUUUUUGGACAAAAGUCUUAUCCAAUUCUGCUUUCUUAAUCUUAUUCAGGAUGAACUUGAUGACGUUGUAAACACAUGGAACUCACACAGAAUCCGGCCCAGUGCUAGUGCAGCAUCAGGUCGACCAGUAGUGAUGUACUCAUUUCCAGAGCUACACAGGGCUCAGGAUAGAUUGAAACCAAUUGUUGCGGAUGAGAUCACUGUGUGUAUGGAAGAGUGUAGACCGAAAGGCCAAUAUCCAUGCGAUGAAACAAUCUUUGAACUUUGUUGUCUGCUUAUGGUAGAAAAUGACUGGGAUGCCCCAAGAGAUCCACUUGUUGCAGCUGAUUUGUAUAUUAAGUUAAGAGAAGAAAUACUCCAAAGUAUCUAGAAAAUUCCUGCAGUUAAAAGGAAAAUUUAAAACACAGUGAUUCUGUUCAUCUUGAUCAUUGGACUGGAUAGCCUUGCCAUGUUUUCACUCAGCUGGUGUCAAAUCCUCUGCAAAUUUCAGCAGUUGACAGGCUUUUGCUGAUCACCAUAAAAAGUAGUUUGGGUGCUAUCUCGUUUUACAAUAGUUAUUAUUUUUUACUUUACCUUGUUCAAUGAGAUGGAACAAUAAUGGUCUGUUACUUAAAGCUAAAUAUUGUGAUAUAACCAGUUUUGUGAGCAAUGUAAAUCCUUCUGAAUAGCUAUGCAUUCAACUGCAUGUACAAAAAUGUAAUUUUCUUCUAACUUUGCUGUCCUGCUAAACUAAAUUGGAUAAUGUAUGUGUAAGAUGUAAAAUUGGAGGUAUUAAUACAGCAAAAACUAAUGUCAUUAAAGUUGUAUACCCAUCUUCCAUUUAAUAUAAACUUGUUUUGUUGAAAAGCUUUUGCAUGGUAUAAAAUGAAAAUCGUUGUUGUACUCUUUAGCCUCCUUUUUGUAAUAUUCAUGGCUACCACCCAAUGCACCUGUAUAUGUAAGCCAGUGUAUUAUAAGCAAACCACUCCUGUAUUACCUUGUGGAUGGGGGGCAAUUUCAGGCCUGUCAAGAGCUACCAUUCUGCAACCUUUAGUGUAUCCUUUCGCUAUCAUACCUGCAUCACAUGAACAAGCUUGUUAUCAGGCCUCAACUGCACUCCUUGACAUGCUGAUGAGGGUAUUCAGUCUUUAGAUUUAAGUGUGCUGGUGUGUUCUGCAUCUAAAGUUGC